Molecule: messenger RNA, 3428 nt
Organism: Pyrus x bretschneideri (Chinese white pear)
Lineage: Eukaryota; Viridiplantae; Streptophyta; Magnoliopsida; Rosales; Rosaceae
Product: leucine-rich repeat receptor-like serine/threonine-protein kinase BAM3
Exons: 2
Coding region: 162-3125 (987 amino acids)
Biological process (GO): hormone-mediated signaling pathway; protein phosphorylation
Cellular component (GO): plasma membrane
Molecular function (GO): protein kinase activity; ATP binding; protein binding
Source: RefSeq, a predicted model, not a curated record
AAAUAUGCUGUGCUACAAAGACCUCAAAAUUUCCAACCCAAAGCUGAAAGCUCCCUCCAUACUAAUAGCAUCCCCAGGUCCUCUCUCUCUCUCUCUCUAAAAAAAUCAGACCACUUAUGAAUUAAAUGGUUGCUGUUUUUCUCUAAACCAGAAGCCCUCCAAUGACGAAUUCCGGAAUGAAGUCUUUUUUACUCUGCUCUCUCUUUGUGUUCCUAACAUGUUUUUCUUCUGCUUCUUCACAUAAUCUGUCUCUCAGGAGGCAAGCUUCGAUCCUUGUUUCUCUCAAACAAAAUUUCGAAGACUCGAAAAAUCCUUCUUUAAGUACUUGGAAUGUGUCAAACUACAUGUUCCUCUGCUCUUGGGCUGGAAUCCGUUGUGACGGCCUAAACAGAUCAGUUGUCUCACUUGACAUAUCCAACUACAACCUCUCAGGUACUCUUUCGCCAGCGAUCACAGAACUCCGAACCCUAGUCAAUGUUUCAGUGUCAGGAAAUGGAUUUGCAGGUACUUUUCCUUCCAGUGUUCACAAGCUAGCCAGGCUACAAAACCUCAACAUAUCCAACAAUGGGUUCAGCGGAAGCUUGGACUGGGAGUUUUCUCAGUUGAAGCAGCUUGUAUCGCUAGAUGCUUACAACAAUGAUUUCAAUGGCUCACUGCCAUUAGGGGUCACUCAACUUCCGAACCUGAAGCGGUUGGACUUUGGCGGGAACUACUUCAGUGGAAGCAUUCCUCCAAGCUAUGGAAACAUGGUGCGGCUCAAUUAUCUCUCAGUUGCGGGAAAUGACCUGAGCGGUUACAUACCGCGCGAGCUCGGAAACCUCACUAACCUACAGCAGCUUUUGUUGGGAUAUUACAACGAAUUUGAAGGUGGAAUCCCACCAGAAAUUGGCAAGCUGAUCAAUCUGUUUCAUUUAGACCUCGCAAACUGUGGUUUGGAGGGGCCAAUCCCUCUGGAGCUAGGGAAUCUGAAAAAGCUAGACACUUUGUUCUUGCAAACAAAUCAGCUCAGCGGUUCGAUUCCUGCUCAGCUGGGAAACUUGAGUAGCUUGAGGUCUCUUGAUCUGUCAAACAAUGCGCUAACAGGAGACAUACCCGCUGAGUUCUCUGGACUCCGCGAGCUCACACUCCUGAACCUCUUUAUCAACAAGUUUCACGGGGAGAUUCCUCACUCUAUCACGGAGCUACCAAACUUGGAAGUCUUUAAGCUGUGGCAUAACAAUUUCACUGGAGCCAUACCUUCACAGCUUGGUCAGAAUGGUAAACUGAUUGAGCUUGAUCUUUCGAGUAACAAGCUCACCGGAGUUGUCCCAAAAUCUCUUUGCUUCGGAAGGCGGCUGAAGAUCUUGAUUCUGCUCAACAAUUUUCUCUUUGGGCCUCUACCUGAUGAUCUUGGCAAAUGUGACACGCUAGUAAGAGUCCGAAUGGGGCAGAAUUAUCUGACUGGAUCAAUACCACCGGGGUUUCUUUACUUGCCAGAGCUCUCACUGGUAGAAUUGCAGAACAACUAUCUGACCGGACAGCUUCCGCAGGAAACAAGAAAGCAACCCUCAAAACUCAGCCAGCUGAAUCUGUCAAGCAAUCGCUUAUCCGGGUGCCUUCCUGCUUCUAUCGGAAACUUUUCAAGCCUGCAGAUUCUUCUAUUGAGUGGAAACCAAUUCACUGGAGAAAUCCCAUCUGGCAUUGGCCGGUUGCAAAGCGUUCUCAAGUUGGAUGUGAGCAGAAACAAUUUUUCGGGCACAAUACCUCCGGAAAUUGGAAACUGUCUCUCUUUAACCUACUUAGAUUUGAGCCAAAACCAACUCUCCGGUCCAAUCCCAGUUCAGAUUGUUCAAAUCCACAUACUGAAUUACUUCAACGUUUCGUGGAACCACUUAAACCAGAGCCUCCCAAAGGAGCUAGGCUCCUUGAAAAGCCUAACGUCUGCUGACUUUUCGCACAAUGACUUCUCCGGUUCAAUCCCACAAACAGGACAAUACUUGUUCUUCAACUCCACAUCCUUUGUCGGUAACCCUGAGCUCUGCGAUUCUUCUGCGAAUCCAUGCAAAUACUCCUCAACCUCAGCAUCAGAAAAUCACAACCAAACCGGCACGCACUCUCAAGUCCUCAGCAAAUUCAAGCUUGUCUUUGCACUAGGCCUCUUGCUGUGCUCGUUCGUGUUUGCAACCGUUGCAAUUAUCAAGACCAGAAGGGUGCGAAAACAUUCGAACUCGUGGAAGCUCACAGCAUUCCAAAAGCUGGAAUUUGGAAGUGAAGACAUCUUAGAGUGCAUAAAGGAUAACAAUGUGAUAGGGAGAGGUGGAGCUGGGAUUGUCUACAGAGGAACAAUGUUGAGCGGCGAGCAAGUGGCGGUGAAGAAGCUGUUGGGAAUCAACAAAGGCUCGUCACACGACAACGGCCUCUCCGCAGAAAUUCAAACACUGGGAAAAAUCCGCCACCGGAACAUUGUCCGGUUGCUGGCAUUCUGUUCAAACAAAGAGACAAAUCUGCUGGUUUACGAGUACAUGCCGAAUGGAAGUUUAGGUGAAGUUUUGCAUGGGAAGAGAGGAGGAUAUCUCAAGUGGGAAACUAGGUUGAAUAUUGCCAUUGAAGCAGCGAAAGGGCUCUGCUAUUUGCACCAUGAUUGUUCUCCUCUGAUUCUUCAUAGGGAUGUUAAGUCCAACAACAUUCUGCUCAACUCAGAAUUUGAGGCUCAUGUUGCAGAUUUUGGGCUUGCCAAGUUUUUGCAGGACACUGGAACAUCAGAAUGCAUGUCUGCAAUUGCUGGUUCAUACGGUUACAUUGCUCCAGAGUACGCAUACACAUUGAGAGUUGACGAGAAGAGCGAUGUGUAUAGCUUUGGAGUUGUACUGUUGGAGCUCAUCACAGGAAGAAGGCCAGUUGGUGGAUUUGGGGAAGAGGGAAUGGACAUUGUUCAGUGGACCAAGAUUCAGACCAACUCGCAGAAAGAAGGGGUUAUAAAGAUCCUCGACAAACGGCUAGACGCUGUUCCGAUGGACGAAGCGAUGCAGGUAUUUUUCGUCGCGGUUUUAUGUGUUGAAGAGCAAAGUGUGGAGAGACCAACCAUGAGAGAAGUUGUUCAAAUGCUUGCACAGGCUAAACAACCAAAUACAUUUUACAUGCAAUGAUUCAAUACUUGAAUCGCUUCGUGUAGCAACAACAAUAUUUUGGUGACCCGGCAACAAAAAUGUCAAGAACAUGUACAAUAAUAGACGAUUUUGGAUCAAGUCGCGAACACAGUUGAGUAGUACUAUAGCAGUAGCUAGCUGGCAGCCAAAGUAAGAAGUGAUGAAAGCAAGCAGGCAGUCGGUCCUUAUUUUUGGGGGUUUUUUUUGGUUUUGUUGUUGUAUUUGUUAGAGUGAAGGUAGAUUUGUUCUGGUUAUCAAUGGCAGGCAAAAGUGCUGAUAUGGGUAAUGGUUCGUUUGCAUUAU